Molecule: messenger RNA, 2286 nt
Organism: Penicillium cataractarum
Lineage: Eukaryota; Fungi; Ascomycota; Eurotiomycetes; Eurotiales; Aspergillaceae
Exons: 2
Coding region: 1-2286 (761 amino acids)
Cellular component (GO): cytoplasm
Molecular function (GO): protein binding
Source: RefSeq, a predicted model, not a curated record
AUGACUGCUGUGGCAUCUCCGCCUAGUGUGCAAUCGGGGUCUCGCUUGGGAUGGUAUAGCACUGGCAACGGAGGACAAGGAGCCCUCUCAUCAGUGAAUGCGGAAGAAGUGUCACGGAUGUUCAUGCCUCGGAAACACGUUCAGCGGUCCAACUCUUCGUCCUCGUUAAACUCAAACUCGUCGACCACCACGGUGAUAGAGACGAACGGCUCUCGAGAUACGCACACUGCACAGAGCUCUAACUCUGAAACGGGUACUUGGUCAUCAAAGAAGAAGCCUAGUAGGAAUCCUUGGCCAACCUCAAAGGCCGAACCUAUCGCGGGAGUGACGAAUACACGCUCCCAGGCUGUUCCUGCUUUUUCAUCUGGACCGACCGCCUCGUCGACUAUGUCCGCCAUGCAUCAGCCUUCGAAUAUUGUUCCCUCGCAGCACAUGCUGCAAUCUCCUCAACAAAAUGGCGUAAGACAAACGAACGGGCAGUCUGCAGAACCUCCUGCAAUUUUAGCCCUUACUCCUAUGAACGGUACUUUUGAAAAGAAACAAAUCAAUGUGCCAUUCUACCCGGAAGUGCUGCGGAUUGGUCGUCAAACCAAUGCGAAGACUGUACCCACUCCAGUCAAUGGGUUCUUUGAUUCCAAAGUUCUCUCUCGCCAGCACGCUGAGAUCUGGGCCGAUAAGGCCGGUAAGAUUUGGAUUCGUGAUGUCAAGUCCUCAAACGGCACAUUUGUGAACGGCCACCGGUUAUCGCUUGAGAACCGCGAGUCUGAGCCUCACGAGCUACGGGAGAAUGAUACCUUGGAACUGGGAAUUGAUAUUGUUAGUGAAGAUCAAAACACCAUUGUUCACCAUAAGGUUUCUGCAAAGGUCGAGCAUGCGGGUCUUUAUGGAACAACGCCCAAUAUCCUGGACCUUAACUUUGGAGACUUGGAUCCUGCCUCAGGCGGGGGGCUACUGCCUUCACCUCUAAGCCAACCGCUCUCUCACCUACGAGGACGCUCUGGUAGUAAUGCGAGCAAUCGCAGUGUUCAAAGCAACGCUACCAAUCACAUCAACGCCAUGCACCAACAGCGCCAGAUGAACUACUGGAACUCUCCCAUCUCCGUUGAGCAGGUCGUCAAACGACUCACUAGCGAGCUGAAACAAGCCAAGCAACAAUCUCAAGACCUUCGCCAAACUGAUGAAUUCUUGACUGCCAUCAUGAAACCCGGCUACGCUGAGAAGGAAAAGGCCAACAAGCCUUCUCCUCUCGAGAGCAGUGGCCCUCGCCAGUUGAACGGUCGCCCGAAAAUGCCACGCGUUGACUCCUUCUCCCGAUUCUCCGAGCCUCCUGCUCCCCCUCCCCAGCAACCUCUUCCAGAGAAGCCGGAUGCGCCUCCACGCGGUGGACCGGAUGCCUUCUCGCCCUUGAAGCGCAGCGAUACGGACAAGCCGAAAUCGGCGUCAACGAGCUCUCCCGUUUCUCGGGACUCUAGCCAGAUUCUUGCCCUCCUUGAGAGUCUGUCCACAACCAAGCGGGAACUUGAGACGCAAGGAACUCGGAUCAAAGAGCUUGAAGAUCUUCUUCGCCAGGAAAAGGCCGCUCGUGAGUCUGCAGAAGAGAAGGUCAAGAAACUGGAAAUGAACUCUCUGUCAGAGACGUUGGACGCUGUGGAUGUUCCAGCCGAGCGUGACGUGGAUGCCGCUUUGAGUCACGAAUUGCCUGUCGACCAAGAGCAUGACGGGCUUGAGGCAAAUGUGGAGACCAACGGAUCCGUUCCAUCAUCGGAGGCUCCCGUGGCCUCUGAUCCUGAGAAGGCAGAGCUUUCUACCGAGGCACAACUCCAGCGUCGCCUCGAAUCAGUGAUGCAGCAGAUGGAUGAGAUGAGCAAGCAGGUGGCAUCUUUCAAGGAGCGCGCAGAAAAGGCCGAUAAUGAUAAUGUUGAACUACGGAAGUCGUUGGCGGAGAUGAUCGAAACCAUUCGCAAGGAGCGCGCCGAGAACGCUUCAACCGCUAUCAAGGACAGCAAAUUCCACACCCAGGGCCAUGAUUCAAGCAAGAUCAUCUCCGGUCAUGCAGGCUCUGCUGAGGAUGGUGCAGUGGAGCCCAAGGCGGGCGACUCUUCAGUGGAAUGCUUUGAACCAGUCUCCAAGAACGUGGAGAUGGAUGGUGCAAGCACGGCGAUUGCACACUGGCAGCGACGCCACUACCUAGAAGAGGCCAGCCCUUAUGCAUCCAUGCUUGGAGUGGUUCUCCUCGGAGUUGGUUUGAUGGCCUAUCUCAACGGCUGGCAGAAGAUGGACAAGUGA